UAGAUCUGGCAGCUUUUUAAUCAUCUUUUUGUGGUCACAAAGCCACUGGAUAUACCAUCUUAUUUCUGCUGCUUUUCCCUGUUACAGGGUAGACUGUUCUUUUUCACAUUUGUUCCAGGGGGAAAUAUAACUCCUUCUCUAGAAGGAAGUCAUUCUGAUAUUAAGUGGCUGGGAGGAUGCUUUUGGCUGAAAUAAGGAUUUAAUUCCAUCCUGGGUAAAGUAACCACUCACCAAAUGCUUAGUCGGAUUCUGUGCUGUCUGAUAUGGCUGCAUUGGCUGGUUUCUGCAUUAGAUGUGAGCUGUUUGGAACUUCCUCCAGUGGACAAUAGUGUAUUUGUUGCAGAGGAAGUAGAAGGACAGAUUCUGGGGGUUUACGUUUGUAUCAAAGGCUACCACUUGGUAGGAAAGCAGUCUUUGGUCUUCGAUUCCUCAAAGGAAUGGAAUGUCUCCGUCCCUGAGUGCCGCUUGGGCCACUGUCCCAACCCUGUACUGGAAAAUGGCAAUAUCAGUUAUUCUGGGCCUGUGAAUGCAAGUGACAAAAUCAUGUUUAGGUGCAAUGAUGGUUACAUACUCAAGGGAAGCAACUGGAGCCAGUGCUUAGAAGACCACACCUGGGCACCUCCCUUUCCCAUCUGCCGAAGCACAGACUGUGAACCUCCUGUGAUUCCUGCCCAUGGCUAUUUUGAAGAAGAGACUUUCACUUCGGGAUCUGUUGUUAAUUAUUUCUGUGAAGACGGGUACCGCCUAGUGGGCGUCGAGAGGCUGCAAUGCACCGAUGGGGAGUGGGACAGCUCCUAUCCUACCUGUGAGCCCAUCCAGGAAGCCUGUAAACCAGCUGAACAGAUGGCACUGGAGAAAGCAAUUCUUGCCUUUCAGGAGAGUGUGGACCUUUGCAGUGCCAUGGAGAACUUCGUGAGAAGCCUAAAGGAAAGUGGACUAACAAUGGAAGAACUGAAAUAUUCCCUGGAGACAAGGAAAGCUAAGCUGAAGGCAGCUAUUUUACUGAACUAUAGCUUAACAGAGUGGUCUCAGAAAUACACCUAUGAAUAAACUGCUUCUGAAGGUG
Acomys russatus (golden spiny mouse) is the source of this 1066-nucleotide messenger RNA. RefSeq names its product complement component 4 binding protein beta (gene C4bpb). Lineage: Eukaryota; Metazoa; Chordata; Mammalia; Rodentia; Muridae. The record is from RefSeq and is a predicted model, not a curated record. The transcript has 6 exons. The coding region runs from base 235 to 1050 and encodes 271 amino acids.